Molecule: messenger RNA, 948 nt
Organism: Brassica oleracea var. oleracea
Lineage: Eukaryota; Viridiplantae; Streptophyta; Magnoliopsida; Brassicales; Brassicaceae
Product: F-box protein At4g05010-like
Exons: 3
Coding region: 132-668 (178 amino acids)
Molecular function (GO): protein binding
Source: RefSeq, a predicted model, not a curated record
UUAAUCUUUUUUUCCAUUUCUUUCUCUAAAUUCAAAAUUUCAUAUUUUCAAUCUUUGAUCCUCAGAAGAUUCACUCAAUCUUUUAAUUUUUCUAUUUUUAACUCUUUAAUCUAUCUUAUAUUUUGCGAGUUAUGGCGUUGCCAAACGGAGAAUUUGAGAUUAGUUUCAGUCACGGUAAGCUUCACGGAAGGGAUGAAGAAGUGGUAAGGUUAGGGUUUGUGAGGUUCACUCGAGGUUUGAGGAGCAAAAGAAUUCUGUUUUCGAAAUCGAACCAUGAAACCGUUUGGAAUUCCGAUAAACUUGAUUCGCCGCCGGUGAAGAUUCCUUUGAAGAGAUCUAAGACAGAACCCAAUAGUUCUGUUCUCGAGUCUCUGCAUCAAGAUAUUUUGAUUCGGGUCCUUUGUCAUGUUGAUCACGAUGACCUAGAGAGACUCAAACGUGUCUCUAAAACAAUUAGAAAUGCUGUAUUCGAAGCAAAGAAGUCACAUUUUGAUUAUAGCACACCAAGAAAGACUUUGCCUUUUCGAGACCCAACAUCGAUCCUCGAGCAAGAUUCGAGUUUGAGUGAUCAAGAUGAGGCAAUGGAGCCUCCUAAUGCACCAGUUGGAAGGAGGAAGAUUAACCGUGAAUCAGAUUUGUCCAGGAUCUCUAUGGUUUUGUUUAAAUGAAGAAGAAAGAUAACAAGAAAGAAAAGGAUUAGCCGCUAAUUUGUGCAGACAUGUGAAGACAAGCACUAGAGUGUUUUUGCAUUUGCUUCAGUUUAUUAUCAGUGAAGCUCCUUAUAAAAUGUUUAUUAUAUUUACUGAUCAUGUGAAUAUAUAACAAUUAUUUGCGGAUUUUGUAAGGUUAAAAAAUAUUGUUUUGUGAAUAGUUCUUUCGGUUGUGAUUCAGAGUAUCCUAAGUAUUUGUUUUGUCCUUUUCAGUAGAAAUUAUUAACAUUAUGUUUAA